Messenger RNA from Sitophilus oryzae (rice weevil), 3206 nucleotides. Its product is annotated as leucine-rich repeat and guanylate kinase domain-containing protein-like. The transcript is spliced from 15 exons. Lineage: Eukaryota; Metazoa; Arthropoda; Insecta; Coleoptera; Curculionidae. The record is from RefSeq and is a predicted model, not a curated record. The coding region runs from base 78 to 2567 and encodes 829 amino acids. Gene Ontology annotation, molecular function: protein binding.
UUUAAACUGACAGUGAUUAUUGCGCAUUUUUAAACGUUAAAUCAAAUACAUUUCUUAUUCUAAAACGAAAGAAGAAAAUGACUUCAACGCCAGGAGCAUACAAUAGUAUUUUGAUUCAAAAUGCAGCUACACCAUCUCUUAUUAAUUAUAUGCCAUCUUCGCAUUGCGGUAGUACUCAUGAUGCUUCCGAAAUUAUAUUAGAACCAACAUUGGAUUCUGAUACUACAACUGAAGAGGAAGAUACUACUGUGCCAUAUUACGAUGAACAUGGGGAGCAAAGAUGUGAAGAAUUAUGGAGGGCUUAUAGAGAUGCAGCAGGUUUAUGGAUCAGUUUUAGAUUUAAUAUUGAAGAAUGGAAAUCAAAAGGAGAUCAGUGUGAUCAUACCCUAUUUGAUGAUUAUGAUGAGAUCGGUGGAACUGAAAUGGAAAAUACCGUCUCAUUGACUAAGAAAAUUAUCGCUAGCGGUCUGUCCAGAAUAGCUAGUUGUCCCGAAUUUUACCAUUAUGCGUAUACCAAAUGCGUUUUGCAAAAAAAAAAGAUAUCUGAUAUUGAGGCAAUAAGGUCAUAUCGUUAUCUUCAAUAUUUGGAUGUAUCCGGAAAUCAACUGACCACCCUAAAACCAUUAGAAAACUUACCAUUUUUAAAGUACUUAGAUGCCUCUCGUAAUUUGUUAUCCACUGUUUUGGACUUUAAAGCCCCGUUUUUUUUAACUGUGGCAAAUUUAUCUCGCAACAAGUUUGAAUUUAUACCCGACCUCGCUGAUUUUUGGUCCAUCACAGAUCUAAAUUUGUCACACAACAGAAUAGAAGUUAUUGACGGAUUAACAGAAUUAAAGUAUCUAAGCACAUUGAAUCUUUCAAAUAAUAGAAUAACCCAUCUACAUAAUUUGGACAAUUUAAGAAUUCAGUUUCUAUAUCUCCAUUAUAAUAAUUUACGUUUUAAAGUGUCAGAUUCGGAUAAGUGUAUUCGAACUCUUACAUUUUUAAGAUCGAUUAAUGUCAGUCAUAAUAAAAUUGAAUCCACUAAAGUGUUCGAGAGACUCGAGAAUUUAGAGUGUUUGGAAGCUACUUAUAACGAAAUAAAUCAGCUUUUGGACGUGUACUAUUUAAGAAAUUUGAGAUUCUUAUUCAAACUAAAUUUAACAGGAAAUCCCGUUACUGAAAAAAGGAAGUACACAGAAAUAUGCCUAACGCAUUUAAGAAAGUUAUCACAUCUAGAUGGUCAGAAAAUUAACACCGACUUUUGGAAUGAAAAGUUUAGCAAUAAAUUAUCGGAUGUCUAUCAGAAAGCUUCGUAUACAAGACUGAAACUGCUUAUUCUAGAACAGAUGAAUAAACCUAGAAUCUGGGAUUGGUUGCAACCAUACGAUUGCCGUCCAUUAGAUGUUAUUGUUUUGGUUGGCGUAGAAGGUUCUAAGCGAGCAGCACUAGCAAGACAAUUCCAGAAAAAAUAUCCCCAAGUGGCUAUAGGGAUUCCUUACACCACUAGAGAGAAACACGAGAACGAGAUUGAAGGGGAGCAUUAUUAUUAUAUCGACGAUAAAACAUUUUCGACAAUGCUGAAGGAAGGGCAGUUCUUAUUGUUUGAACAAGUUUAUGGAGCAUCUUACGGAUUCACUCAUAGUGAAUUCCAAAAAGCUAAAUAUGACAUCAUUAUUUUCUACACUAAUUUGGUUAUGGGUUUAGCACUUAGAAACACUUUUUUAAAUACCAGACUUGUCUUGACAAUUCCCAGUACUCCUCGAGCACUUUUAGAAGGUUUGAAAACUUUAUAUGCCAUUAAAGCCGAGGAUGCUACAACCCUGAAGCUAAUUCCCUCACCGAUUGUUGCCGAGGAGUGUCGUAAACAAUUCGCUGCUGAGAGAUCUGUUUUCAUUCGAAAGGAAGUAGAAUCUAUUCUAGACGUAAUAGUGGAUCAUGUGUGUACACAAGGAGCUGAAGAUGAUGAAUAUGAUAUGAUGAGAACAUCACUGGGUACGCAAUUCACGACAUUCACGGAAGACACUGGAUCAUUCAUUGAAGAUCUGGUCGUUGACCCUGAAGAAAAAUCUGUGAGUAGUUCUCAACCGUCGAAAAAUAUAUCCUGUAUGGGUCCACAAAUUUCUGCAAUAAAAAGAACUAAACCUAUGUGGGAUACUCGUUCCGCUGUGACGACGGAAUUUUAUUUAGAACACCAAACGUAUAUGGAUUGUAUGACCAAUGAUGAAACUAUAAGAAAAAUUUACCAGGUAGUUUUGAAAGAAAGAGAGGAAUUGCUAGAUAUGCAUUGGUCCAUGCCCGGGUUGUUUAGAGACCUUUGUUUUAGCGAUUACGAAGAAGAAUCAUUAGAAAAAUUGGAAAUUUUGUUACACGAUUCGCACAAGUAUAACGCCCAUAAACCGCUAUUUAAUUUUGAAAAGGAUCCGUGUGUACAAGCCAUUAUUGAUGCCAAGAUUCAUAACUGUUUUAACAGUUUAAAAAGGGAAAUUAAUAUAUCUGCUAAACAAGCUAAAGAAUUCGAGUUCAAAAAUGAAAAACAUAUAUGUGAUGACGGCAUCUGUCGAAAUCCAGGAUGUCCAGCUUUUUAACAUAUUUCAUUUAUAAUAUAUUAUUUUUCGAUUAACCAAAAUAAAGAGACAGUUUCAAUUAAUACAAUUGAUUUAUUUUUAUCAUAAGAAUACAGUGUUAUAUAAAUUUUUCAGUCAUACAAAAAAAGAUCAUUUUAUUCUACAUUCUAAAGCGCAUAGAAAAAAUUACUAAACGUUUAGGUCAUUCCUGAAGGCGAGUUUUCAGUUCAAACUUAAAUUUAUUUAUUGUACGUCGAAUCAGUGUAGAAUUAAUUUUAAACUUUUUUUGCUGCCAUUCUUCGGUCGAUUGCAAAAAAUAGAAAUUUGAACAUUUUCCUUUAAACAUAGUUUUUAAAAAUUCUCUUGGGGUAUUUUUUUAGCGUUACAUUAAUAAACUGAGUAUCGUUUCUUCAGUUAAUGAAGCAAAAACGCAAGAGAGAUGGGAGAUUAAAAACUAUGUUUUACGUUUUGUAAACAACACGGACUAGGCUAUCUAUAUAAUUCAACUAAGAAUUAGGGGGUAAUUGUGAUAUUACCAAAUUUGAAUUAAUCGGUUUUAAUGUAAAACAACAGCAAAUAGAAGGAUUAUUUCUUGAAACAAGAAAUGGUAUUAUAAUUUUUUCGAUUUUUUAACAGGAGAAUGAUUUAAAUGGGUGUAUA